Messenger RNA from Dioscorea cayenensis subsp. rotundata (Guinea yam), 1666 nucleotides. RefSeq names its product ubiquitin carboxyl-terminal hydrolase 4-like. Gene Ontology annotation, molecular function: cysteine-type deubiquitinase activity; cysteine-type endopeptidase activity. Lineage: Eukaryota; Viridiplantae; Streptophyta; Magnoliopsida; Dioscoreales; Dioscoreaceae. Gene Ontology annotation, cellular component: cytosol; nucleus. Gene Ontology annotation, biological process: protein deubiquitination. The transcript has 6 exons. The record is from RefSeq and is a predicted model, not a curated record. The coding region runs from base 230 to 1336 and encodes 368 amino acids.
UCAUCAAGCUCUCUCUCUCUCUCUCUCUCUCUCUCUCUCCCAUUCCGACCAAGAAGAGCAAGGAAUCGAAACCCUAGAGUAUCCUUCCCCUUUCUCUCUGCAGCCCUUAAUCCAUUCAUGGAGUCUGUGGAACAUCAAAUCCAUCGUUGAUCCUCUAUGGUGCCGAGGCGUCGCGGAGGCUGAAGGCGAUUCGAAGAGUGGGGUUUAGUUCUAGGGUUUGACUUCGUGGAUGGUAAUGGGGGCCACGGGUUCGAAGUUGGAGAAGGCCCUUGGUGACCAGUUCCCUGAAGGAGAGCGCUACUUCGGUCUUGAGAAUUUUGGGAACACCUGCUACUGCAAUAGCGUCCUCCAGGCACUUUAUUUUUGCAUACCUUUUCGGGAACAAUUACUAGAGUAUUAUUCAAAUAACAAGAAUUUGGGUGAUGCGGAAGAGAACCUAUUGACAUGUUUGGCAGAUCUGUUCACACAGAUCAAUUCUCAGAAGAAGAAAACUGGUGUCAUUGCUCCUAAACGUUUUGUACAAAGAGUGAAAAAACAAAAUGAGCUUUUCCGCAGCUAUAUGCAUCAGGACGCUCAUGAAUUUUUGAAUUUUUUGCUAAAUGAACUCGUUGACAUUCUGGAGAAAGAGACCAAUGCUGCAAAAAGCUCCGAAAACUCUCCACCAUCUGACAAGCUUGCAAAUGGACCACGGCAACUGCAAGCCAAUGGUGCGCGGAAAGAACCAAUUGUCACUUGGGUCCACAAAUGUUUUCAGGGUAUUUUAACCAAUGAAACGAGAUGCUUAAGGUGUGAAACCGUCACAGCAAGGGAUGAAACAUUUUUUGACUUAAGCCUUGACAUUGAACAAAAUAGUUCCAUUACUAGCUGCCUCAAAAAUUUCUGUUCGACUGAGACUUUGAAUGCCGAGGAUAAAUUCUUCUGUGACAAGUGCUGCAGUUUACAAGAAGCUCAGAAACGUAUGAAGAUCAAGAAAGCGCCUUAUAUUCUGGUGAUCCACCUUAAGCGCUUCAAGUACAUUGAGCAGCUAGGACGAUACAAAAAACUCUCGUAUCGUGUUGUCUUUCCCUUGGAACUCAAGCUCAACAAUACAAUGGAUAAUUCAGACUCUGAGUACUCACUAUUUGCGGUUGUGGUCCAUGUCGGCAGUGGUCCCAACCACGGCCAUUACAUCAGCCUUGUCAAAAGCCACAACCACUGGCUCUUCUUCGAUGAUGAGAACGUGGAGAUGAUUGAUGAGUCCACUGUGCAGACCUUCUUCGGGUCUUCACAGGAGUAUUCAAGCAACACCGAUCACGGUUACAUAUUGUUCUACGAGAGCAUCGGUGGAAAGAAUUGAAAAUGUGACCUCCCCUCGCUUCAUUCAUGUGAAACGUCAGUGGUAAUGGACAGGGCUAUAUUUUCUUUGAUUCGUUUGCAUUGUACAGAAGAUGGCGACAAAAUCUGUAUUCCCUUUUCCAGUCGAGAUGAAAGAAUAAAUCACAGAGUGUAUAUGGAUGUUAAAAAUUUGGACUCUUGUAUUCUUCACUUGUCAUAUCUUGUUGUAGGAGGGGAAUGUACAUUAGCCAUAUGAUCAAACAAGCUUUAGAACUUGCAAGCCUUGUGGUCUUGCAGUACAAUUUUGCUGAAUCAUGGGAAAAUAACACUUUUAUGUUACUGUGUUGAUGAU